This is a messenger RNA of Dreissena polymorpha, 4243 nucleotides long. RefSeq names its product protein D7-like. The record is from RefSeq and is a predicted model, not a curated record. The transcript has 10 exons. The coding region runs from base 380 to 1195 and encodes 271 amino acids. NCBI's taxonomy places the organism in Eukaryota, Metazoa, Mollusca, Bivalvia, Myida, Dreissenidae.
CACAAACACAAGUCUAGUGCAGUGUAGCCUAAAUUAGUACUAGGGUGGAGUUUAAAAUAAAAAUCGUGCCCACUGGAUCCCACGACUACACGCAGGUGGGCGUGACACGCUACUGACCUCGGUGUUCGACUUACACCCAAAAUUGCUGCAAUUGCACGCUAUCUAUUAUUGUGCCUCCAUAGCUCAGUCGAUAAGGCGCUUGCUGAAAUCCAGAGGUCUCAGUUCGAUCCCGGGUCGGCGCACAUACAUGCCAGUCAUUAAGACGUUGGUAAACAGACAUCAAUACAACACUAAACAGACCAGCAACAGCAAAUCUACUGCCGUAAUUCAUCUUGCUUACUCUUUUACGGCACAAAUCUUACGUUAACCCAGCAACAGCAUGGCCCAGUACAGAGUACCUGACCCUGAGGAGCUGAUAGAGUGCCCCUACGACAGAGUUCACAUGGUGCGGGCCAAGAGAUUCCAGUAUCAUUUGGUGAAAUGCAGGAAGAACUACACUGGCACUGAGUUUAUGAAGUGCCCCUUCAAUGCCAAGCACCAUGUUCCCAAGCCCGAGUUCCGACAUCACAUUGCCAACUGCCCUGACAAGGCCAUCAUGGAACCAGAGCUCAGCUACAGUUCUAGAGAGGACAAUGUCGACCGAGUCAAAGGGUGUACAGACACACCGGUGUAUAGAGACAUAGAGAUCCCCACGCAGGAAGAUUGGGACUCGGAGAUCUCUGCGCCAGUGAGAAGGGGUCCGGCCUACGACAGUGAAUAUUAUGAACGAGUGAAGUUUAAGGACAUCACAGGCCUGUCGAAGAGUCAAAAAGCUAUGCUCAAUGAUCACAGACUAUCAAAUGAGGAGAAAAUGCAACAAUUCGGGGAGAAGACUCUCUACUCUCGCACAGAAGACAUCAGCCUUCGACGUCCCAUGGCGCCGUCCUUGGUCGCCAUGGGCAACGUGCCUCCGACCGUGGCCUCGGUACCGCCCGUGCUGCCAUCUGCUUACGCCAUGGGCAGGGGCCGUGGUAGGGGCAUAGCAGCUGUUGGCAUGCAGAAUGGGGCACCAGGACUUCCAAGUGGACAGUUUGGACGUGGAACCGUGAUGCCCCAGAGCACCGCCGGGAUGACCUUCACCCCGGGUGUAGGGCGGGGUCACAUUGCCCCACCCCCUGGAUACUGCGUCCCCAAAGUGACUCCAAGUGACUACUAAUGACAAGAAGUGAACCAUCUGCACAGACUACGGUGCAGGACUGGUUUUUGAAGCUGCUAAGAACAAACUAUGUCAAAAGAGUUGAUUUUUAUCAGUAGUUUAGAAUGUACAAUAAACAUACAAAGGAUGUAUAUUUUAUUGGGGAAGUGGACAACGACAACAAGGGAGGCCUGGUAUAGGGGAGAUGGCCCUGGGUUAUGGUUAGGGUUAGGGGGUCGGGUUAGGUUAAAGGCUAACCCAACCCCUAGCCCUACACUUACCCUAACCCUCUAACCCCCUCCCCCAUGCGCAUUACAAUACCAGACCUCUCGCAUUGUCGUUGUCCGCUUCCUAUAUUGUAUUGGGAUAUUGUUGGUAUAGUUUCAUUCAAGAGGAACUUGACUAUAUCUUUUUUUCAUGUUUGAUUUUGUAUUACCAGUAUGUGUGUGCCAUUAUCAGACUUUUUAAAAAUAUUUGAUAAUUAUAGUAUUUUACUUAGUGCAAUCAAAUGAAUCACAUGAUUCUUUGAUUGUUAGUAAAGCGCUUUUAAUUUUUGCUUCUAGAAACCUAAUUCAUCAAUUAACACAUUUAAAUCGGCAGUGCUUUGUGAAAAGGGGGUUUAAUGCAUGCGCGUAAAGUGUCAUCUCAGAUUAGCCUGUGCAGUUUGCACAGGCUAAGCAGGGACAACACUUUCUGCCUAAAUUGGAUUUUUGCUAAGAAGAGACUUUUUGAGGACUGCACGGGCUGAUCUGGGACAACCCUUUACGCACAGACUGAUCUGGGACGACCCUUUACACACAGACUGAUCUGGGACGACCCUUUACGCAUUGACUGAUCUGGGACGACCCUUUACGCACAGACUGAUCUGGGACGACCCUUUACGCACAGACUGAUCUGGGACGACCCUUUACGCACAGACUGAUCUGGGACGACCCGUUACGCACAGGCUUUAAACCCCCUUUUCACAGAGCAUGGCCCCAAUAUUGUAGUUAGAAAAUUGUAAAUUUGUAAAUCUAGAUUUGUGUUGUAACUUGCAAACCAUUUCAAAAUCAAGCUGAUUAAUAAAUUCAUUCCAAAUGAGAAAUUACAAUUAUGGUCCACUUUUAAUUUACUCUUUUUUUGCUUUUAUGGUUUUGGUUUGUUGUGUCCUCCUUUUAUCUUUAUUUGCCAUUUUAACCAUCUGAAUUGUUUAGAGCAUUUUCUUAGCAGUCAAAAUUGUUUCACAGAUUUUAGUUUAUAGUGUUUCCUCUUAAAUGAUUGUUUUAUUUUUUAGCUCACCUGAGCAUUAAGUUCUUGCUCAUGGUGAGCCAUUGUUGUCAACCUAUGUUCCGUGUCCAUUGUAGUGCGUUCUGUGUUGUAUGUCAUCAACUUUAAGCUCAUAACAAGUCUAAAGGUCACAUUUUUCAUCCAAUCUUGUUGAAACUUGAUCAAAAUUUUAUUCUUGACAGGCUGGAUGGGAAUCUGAUUGUUAAGCUCAUAACAAGUCUAAAGGUCACAUUUUUCAUCCAAUCUUGUUGAAACUUGAUCAAAAUUUUGUUCUUGACAGGCUGAAUGGGAAUCUGAUUGACAUGCGUCCUAAAAGUAAAGGUCAAAAGCUCAAAUCCUAGGAAAAUAUUGAACCAUUUUAGAACAAAAAUUACUGACUCAGAAUUGACAAUGUCAGUAUGUUGGUCAUGAUAAUAUCUAGGAUGAGUUGGAAUCAUGGCCAUUUAUUUCCAGAAAAUAGGUCAUGUGGUCAAACUCUAGAGGCCACAUUUAUGACACUUGAUGGAAUUGUUUCAGAAUGUUCAUCUCUAUACCGAGGAAGAGUUUGAAUCAAGGUUGAAUGCAACUGAAAAGAUGGUCAGCAGGUCCUAUCUUAGAAAAACAUUUAAACCACUCUAGAAACCACAUUUAUGACUUUAUCUAGAUUAAACUUGGUAAGAUUGUUUAUUGUUACAAUAUCUUGUUUGAGUUCCAAUCUGGGUCACUUGUAUAAAUAAAAGAUUGCCAGUUGAUAUUGUAGAAAACUUACCACUAAAUGGGCGGAAUUGAUUAAUUGUUUUGAAAUUUGUAAGAUUUCUUAUCUUUGCAAUUUCUAUGUUAAGUGGGAAUCUGAGUUACUUUCGUCUUAUAACUAGACCAGCAGCUGAAGUAAACCUAUUUAUUCCUUUAGGCAAACAGCGCAGACCCAGAUGAGACGCUGCAUCGUGCGGUGUCUCAUCUGGGUCUACACUGUUUGCCAAGGCCUUUUUUAUAGACGCUAGGCAUAAAUAGGUUAAAGGAAACCUAUAUUACCACUUUUAACAACUCAAUCUCAAUAAAACUUAGUAAUUGUCUCUAUCUUGAAGAUAUCAAGGCACAGUUUGAAUCGGGUCAUGAACGUCCAAAAGCUAGGUCACCAUGUCAAAUCUUACACACCAUUUUUUACCACUCUGGAAUCUAGAACUCCGCCAAGGACGGUCCCAAACCAGCUGAAAAGGGAGAAGGGUUGGGUGUAGGGCUAGCCAAACUAGAAUCCACUUGUAUGAAUCUCUAUGAAAUUGGGCCAUAUUGCUUAUCUUGACGAUAUCUAGGCGGAGAUUGAGUCAGGGUCACGUGUAUCCAGGAACUUUAUCAAAUGUUAGAAAAGCCUUAACAAUAAGAAGCCACUUACAUGACACAACCUUGAUGCAACAUGGUCAGACAUGUUUAUAUUGACAUAAGCAAAGAAAUGUUUGAAUCUGUGUUGGAUCAAAAUCUUGGUUAGCACACAGGUGUUGGGCGCGUGGCCAAUUCACUGAAACACUAUCAAUUUGUCAUAGAACAACAUUUUUCAUCACUUUAAAAACAAAAAUAUUCUGAUAUAAUUUAUCAGAUUUUUUUGGUCAAAGUUAUGAAAAAUGUUGUCCUAUGACAUAUUGAUAUAUUGAUAGUGUUUCAGUGAAUUGGCCACGCACCCGACACCUGUGGGUCAGCAGGUAAAGUAUUCAACAAAUGGUGUAUAUUAAACUCAGGUGAGACCUUAAGUGCAAUUUUUACUCAUUUUAAGUAUUUUAUGUUACUAUGUAUCAGGUAUGUAAAUAGGUACAAAUAAAUCUAUUUGAAUGA